UACAACUGCGUCAACCAAUAGUAAUAGCAUAGAACGUUUCCCCGAUCUCCGGUUGUUCAGUUUCAUUUCAUCGUCAUCCAUUUCAAAUUUGUUUGAUAAUGCUGUUGAUGUAUCUCUAUAAAUAUUGCACGUAAACUAAACCCCUUCCCUAAUCAGAAUCCUAAAUCCAGAAGAAAAAAUGGGUGUAGGAAUAUCGGUGUUAAUAGCACUAAAAGCAACAACACUCUUCCUAUUAUUCGCAUACCUAAGAACCCUAGGUUUCAACCUCUUAUCCAUUCCAUUCCUCUACGCUUCCUUAAUAUCCUUUUUAGUAUCAAUCGCAUCAAAUCCAUCAAUCGAUCUUCCAUUACUCCUAGGCAAAAACUCCGAUGGAUCUUUNNCUAUUAUUUCACUCAUAAUCUUCAGUCCUUAUCUUUACUUCGUUCGAAUAUUCUCCACACUUCGAAGACUCAGAAGUGGUGAACCGCCGUAUACGAAAGUUCACGACGGACUUUAUGUUGGUGGUUGGCCUUCUUCGCCGGAAAAGUUGCCGCCUGGUGAUCCUGCUAUUAUCGAUUGUACUUGUGAGUUUCCGAGGUUGAAGGGUUUUACGGGUGGGUUGCCUUAUAGGUGUGUUCCUACAUGGGAUACUAGGUCACCUCAACCUGGUGAUAUCGAAUCUGCUGUUAAAUGGGCUCGGAGGAAAAGGGAUCUCAAUAGACCCAUUUUUGUUCAUUGUGCUUAUGGUCAUGGAAGAAGUGUUGCUGUUAUGUGUGCACUGUUAGUGGCACUAGGUAUCACAGAGGAUUGGAAGAAUGCUGAAAAGCUGAUAAAACAAAAACGGCCUUACAUUCGCAUGAAUGCUCUCCAUCGCAAGGCACUUGAAGAAUGGUCUGCUCACCGGUUGUCUGGGCCAAAGAAGUAGGGGCUAUGGGUGUGGAUUCGAUGACUUAAUCUUAUUCUUUUUGUCAAUCACAGUGUAAAAUAGAUUCUCCUUGUGCGUUUAUUUUCUUAGCGUUGUUUUUUUCCAAUUAAUCUAGAACCUAUUAUCUGGUUACUAAUUGCUCUAUAGUUGGCUUCUUCUGCUCGAACAUGCUAGUGGAAACUGAUGCAAUGGGAUGCUCAUGUUAUGAAAAACUGGAACACCAGUGGAGACUAUUUCACUGUGCAUGGAUAAUUAUAAAAAGUGUAGUUUGUUACCAAGUUAUGAUGUGUCAAUUGUUAAACUGUCUGACUCAAAGCUUAAGUUGUUCAUAGCAUAAGAUUUAGUUAUAUUUGUUCCGAAAUUGCUUAUGACACAAUAGAAAGACGAUUGCAGGGCUGCAUAAUAGAGUAACUUCUCUUGUUGUAAAUUGUGAUACUUUUGCAUGAUAGUCUGAAUGUUCCAAAGAUCUUAGUUGUGAUUCUGUAACUCAUGUGUAACUGUAGUGAUUACUGUUGUUGUGAUUCUGUAA
Molecule: messenger RNA, 1433 nt
Organism: Cicer arietinum (chickpea)
Lineage: Eukaryota; Viridiplantae; Streptophyta; Magnoliopsida; Fabales; Fabaceae
Source: RefSeq, a predicted model, not a curated record